This is a messenger RNA of Opisthorchis viverrini, 1421 nucleotides long. RefSeq lists its product as hypothetical. Lineage: Eukaryota; Metazoa; Platyhelminthes; Trematoda; Opisthorchiida; Opisthorchiidae. Gene Ontology annotation, biological process: vacuolar protein processing. The transcript is spliced from 13 exons. The record is from RefSeq and is a predicted model, not a curated record. Gene Ontology annotation, molecular function: cysteine-type endopeptidase activity. The coding region runs from base 1 to 1374 and encodes 457 amino acids.
AUGAAGCUUCAAGUAAACCUGAACGUGAUGCGUCGUUGUUCGCUUCUAUUUGGGUUCUUGUUCUGCAUCAACCACCUAUCUUGGUUGGACGCCGUCGGUGUCCAAAAUUGGUCAUCCACAUUUAACAACAUUCCGUGGAAGAACUGGGUUGUCCUCGUUGCUGGUACCAAUGCCUGGGAAAAUUAUCGACAUCAAGCUGACGUUUUCCAUGCGUAUCAAAUCGUGCGUAAAAACAAAGUUCCAGCGGAGAAUAUAAUUACCUUCGCCUACGACGACAUUGCAAACAAUCCCAAAAAUCCGUUUAAAGGCAAAGUGUUCCAUGACUACCUGCACGAGGAUGUCUACCAGGGUGUGGAAAUUGACUAUCGUGGAAAAGAUGUCACACGGGAUAACUUCGCGAAAGUAUUAAAAGGCGAUCAGAAACUUGCAGCCAAUAAGAAGAAGGUGCUGGAAAGCGGUCCUGAUGACAACGUGUUCAUCUUCUUCUCUGGCCACGCUGGAUGCCGUGGAGUUGAACGGGCUCCUCGCCCACAUGCAUUCGAAAAAAAAGUACAACAAAUUGGUGCUCUGGAUGCCGUGGAGUUGAACGGGCUCCUCGCCCACAUGCAUUCGAAAAAAAAGUACAACAAAUUGGUGCUGUACGUGGAGGCUUGCCAAUCUGGUUCUCUGUUUCGAAAUAUUCUUCCGAAAAAUGUGGGAAUCUACGUGACAACAUCAGCCAAUGAAGACGGACAAUCCUGGUCUGUUUUUUGUAGUGACAAGUACAUCGAUGUUUGUCUAGCGAGCGAAUACGCGUACGCCUGGAUCGGAGAUUCGGAAUACCAUGACUUGAAAACGCAUACACUGGAUCAACAGUACGAGGAAGUGAAAAAAAGAACAGCAUAUAGUCACGUGAUGAGGUACGGUGAGAUGGCGAUGAAAAGUCUCCCAGUUGGAAAAUUCCAAGGUCAUUAUGACUUACCCAUGUACCGGAAUGACAGCACAAUACAACCAAACGCUGUAGAUAGAAAACCCUCUUUGCAGGCGCAUUUGUUUUCGAAGUCUCGACGCUUGAUGGAGGCUGCAACCCAUGAACAACAUGAAACCGCUCGGCGGAAGCUGCACCGUGCAAGUCAGCUUGGCCACAUCGUCAAGGAAACGAUUCGCGACAUCGUCAGGGACGUGAAGACCCAACCUAAGCCAACUCUGAAAGACAUGUCCAAAACUGAUGAGCUCAUGUGUUUUAAGGCAGUAUUCGAUCAAUUCCGGACGCACUGCUUCACAAUUCAGCAGGUUCCUGAGGUGGCACAGCACACACGUCAUUUAAUGGAGUUGUGCAAAGCCGGAUACAAAGCCGACAUCCUCAUUGAGUCUGUCCACAACGUCUGUUCCUAACGGACACACACCGUGUUGUUAUUUCGCCAAAAUAAAAUGAAUUGCUG